Molecule: messenger RNA, 3425 nt
Organism: Vombatus ursinus (common wombat)
Lineage: Eukaryota; Metazoa; Chordata; Mammalia; Diprotodontia; Vombatidae
Gene: REEP1
Product: receptor accessory protein 1
Exons: 7
Coding region: 26-631 (201 amino acids)
Biological process (GO): endoplasmic reticulum tubular network organization
Cellular component (GO): cytoplasmic microtubule; endoplasmic reticulum tubular network; endoplasmic reticulum membrane
Molecular function (GO): microtubule binding
Source: RefSeq, a predicted model, not a curated record
UGCUCGCCACGCCGUGCCCCCCGCCAUGGUGUCCUGGAUCAUCUCCAGGCUGGUGGUGCUCCUGUUCGGCACCCUCUAUCCUGCGUAUUAUUCUUACAAGGCAGUAAAGUCCAAGGACAUUAAAGAAUAUGUAAAAUGGAUGAUGUACUGGAUUAUAUUUGCACUUUUUACAACAGCAGAGACAUUCACGGAUAUCUUUCUUUGCUGGUUCCCCUUCUAUUAUGAACUAAAAAUAGCCUUCGUGGCCUGGUUGCUGUCUCCUUACACAAAGGGCUCCAGCCUCCUCUACAGGAAGUUUGUGCAUCCUACGCUGUCAUCAAAAGAAAAGGAAAUUGAUGACUGCCUGGUCCAAGCCAAAGACCGGAGCUACGAUGCCCUUGUGCACUUUGGGAAGCGGGGGCUGAACGUUGCGGCCACAGCAGCAGUGAUGGCUGCUUCCAAGGGACAAGGUGCCUUAUCUGAGAGGCUCCGGAGCUUCAGCAUGCAAGACCUCACUACCAUCCGCGGUGAUGGGGCCCCCGUCCCCUCUAGCCCACCUCCCUCAGCAACUGUGCGGACCAGCAGCAAACACGGCCAGCCCAAAAUGUCCAGAAGCGCGUCUGAAAGUGCUGGCAGUUCAGGCACCGCCUAGGAUCCUCCGAUCUCGCUUCAGGAAGAAAUGUACCUCAUCCCCUGCCACUGAAACCAUGUGAGUGAGAUGAGCCAGCAGCACCGGGAUCCACAGCACGCCUCUUCUCUGCCUUAAAGAGCUAUUCACUUAAUAACAUAGAAAUCUGGGAGCUGGGUGUGCUUUGAGUGGGCAGCAUUGUAGUCAUGGCCUUCUCUCUCUCUCUCUCUCUCUCUCUCUCUCUGUGUCUCUCUUCUCUUCUCUUCCUCUUUUUUUAAAAUUAAUUUUCAUGGGAGAAGGGGCUAAGGGUGGGAUAACAGGGAAUAACCUCUAAGUCCCUAAGGUUGGGAGUAUUCACAGCUCAGUAAUCAUUUACUUGAGAAAAAAGCAUCAUUGAGGAAGUCAUCUCUGCUGUGUUUCUGAAAUACAGAAAUGUUUGGGGUAUAAGUUUGUAAUUUAUCAGUUGUUUACCUAGUUUUUAUUCCCAUAAAUGCAAAUGGUAGUAUUUAAAACCAAAUAUCCUCCCCCCCAUAAGAAUACUUUGGAUCAUCAUGUAUUUUAUAUUUUAUGGUAUUUUUGGUUAAAAUAAAUAGACUUCCAGUGGCCAAAAAUGGCUCACAGUUAGUAAAGAGACUGAAUGAAAAAAGCAAGUUUGUUUGUUUUUUAAAUUAACAAACCCAACAACAUGCUUGUUCCUAUGUAGAAUUUGUAAAAGCUUCCAGGUACAGCUCAGGGGGGUGACUGGCAAGUAUUUCACUACAUGAGUGAGGACAGAAAAAAUAGAGAUGGAAUGAAGAGAGAUCAGGUGGUCCCUCCUCUCUGCAGUUUUUCUUUUCCAUUCCCAGUGAGCCUUAGGGUUUCCCAGAUGUCCCGCUGAGAUGUAACUGUGAGCUGAACACCAUGCAAUAAGGAAAGUGUGAAAAGAGGCAUGGUCUGCGUUGGAUUCAGGGCUAGGACCUUGAGAAUCAUGCUUGAUCUGACCACAGGCAGGACCCUUCACCUUGCAAAGCUUCUUGAGGGUGUGACCAUGCACCUACCUCGUAGGGAUGUCAGAUGGACUCCCGGACAGAAGGAGCCUAGCAGAUGAGAAACUCUAGGUAACAGUAAGGAUUCCCCAUCAUCUUCCCUGCAUUGACUCAUGCUGAAACCAUUCUCACCAGACAAAGAUGGGAGGGGUGAAAAACCUUGUGUCACAACAGCUCACGAAAUCAGUAUCAUGUGAAAAGAAGCUAGAAUCAUAUCUCUUACUUUUAAGAGAGGCUUUCCAAUACAUCCUAGACAUGUUUGCAAUUAUCUGUGAUAACAGGAGCAGGAAAGAUUUGGGGAGAGUUCUAGUGGCAAAACUCGGUCCUAGAAAACACGAUUUAUGUGUGGCUUCCCAUUGAAUUCUAAAUAUUGCUCUCAUCUGUGCAUGGUAGCUUUUAAGACACACUUCCCAUGAACUUAUGAACUCACCCCAUGGGAAAAGAGUCAAGUCCAGACUCACCAUAUAGAAUUGAGAGCCUAAUUUUUUUUUUCCUAAAAAGGAGAAUCUGGGUUAGAUUUCAUUUUAGUCUAAGUGUUAGGAUAGUGUUUUCAUCCCUAGAUUAGGAAAGAAGAAGGAGAAGCUAUAUUGAGUAUUUGUGCUUUCGAGAUGUGAGUGUUUUCUGCAUGCAGUGUUCACAAAGCAGUUAAUCAAUCCCUUAGCUCUGACUGUGUUGACCCUUCAUCUGUCCCGUAGGCUAGAAAACACGUGUUACUACUAUGUACCACAUAAGACUUGCUGUCAACUGAAAUAUAUAACCAGGCUCUAUUAAAGAUUGUUCCAUUAUUAACAUAGUUAAGGUGCAGCAGGGGGUCUGGGGGAUGGUGAACCAGCUGGAUUUCAGCAGGCUCAGAAACUGUCUUCCAGUGUCAGUCCCUUUGGGUCUUUACAAGUGAUUUUAUAGCAUUCUUAAAAACAAAACAAAACAAACAAAAUUAAAAACCCACUUCUAAAUGAGUUAAGAGAAAACCCUGAGCACUAUUGGUUAAAAAAAAAAAAGAGGGCAAAGCAUUUUCCCCUUGUCACAAUACUUCCACAUGUUACUGGAAAGAAAAGUGAUUUCCCUCAAAUAUACCUCAAAUGCAGGUUAUUAAUAGAAACUCUAUGGUUUAGAAAGAUAUUUACCUUUUAGGUAGCAACUAGGAAAUAUUCAGAAUCAUUGAAUGUGCCCAGAAAAAAACUGAGGAGCCCAGCUUGCAUGCUUAAGUUAUGCAAUUUUUUUCUUUUUGCAAAAAAAUCCCCCCCAAAAACAAAACAACAAAAAAAAACUUUAGCAGAAAUUAAAAUCCUACUGUGAGCGAGCUUUUUUUUUUCCUCACUAUUAUGCAACAGGAAAUUUUGACAAGUAGAAGCUGACAAAUUUGCACUCAAUUAUGCCAAAAAAAAUGUUUGAAGAACUCUCAGAUAUGCUGUAUUACUAUUCAUUCUAGGUAAAAAUAAGAAAAGGUGUCCAAGCUGCUGUCUUAAUGUAAACUUGACUGUUUCAAUUUUCCUUCAAGUGUUAAUAAGGGGAGUUGGUUUCUCUCUCAGACAUUCACUGUACAACUGAGAAGUUUUCAUAUCUCUGGCAAAAUGUGUAUUUAUCCAACAAGCUGUAUAUUUGUGUAUAGACUGACAUGAAAUGUGAAUGCUUCCAAAUGUACGCUUAGUGCUGUGCUCUGUCCACAAAAUAAGACAAUGUUUUUAAUUUGCUUAAUUACAGACACAGGUUGUUUACAAAAUGCUAGCUCAAACGUCUGUAAUGGUUAUGUAUUGACUUAUAUUUUUUCAUAGCCCUUGGGCACAUGUAUUAUU